Messenger RNA from Phragmites australis (common reed), 1285 nucleotides. Its product is annotated as ubiquitin-like-specific protease 1D. Gene Ontology annotation, biological process: proteolysis. NCBI's taxonomy places the organism in Eukaryota, Viridiplantae, Streptophyta, Magnoliopsida, Poales, Poaceae. The record is from RefSeq and is a predicted model, not a curated record. The transcript has 10 exons. The coding region runs from base 1 to 1140 and encodes 379 amino acids. Gene Ontology annotation, molecular function: cysteine-type peptidase activity.
AUGGCACUGCGGUGGUCGGACGACGUCGAUGAGCGACGGAAGAGGAAGCAGAGGUUGCGGCGACUCCUUUUGACAGCUUGUCAGGCGUUGGGGAAGACUGGGAAGGCUUGGCGACGGCGGGGCUUCAACGGCGAGCUUUGGUGGCCUAUGGAGCUGCGAGCGAUGGUUGGAGCUCGACGACGAAUGAUCGAGGACGUCGAUGCACGAACGGAGAGCACCGGCGGAAGUUCAGACGGCGUCGGGAAGGCUCUGCGCGACUUGUCGACGGCAGCGGGGUCCAGAAAAAGGAAAGCAGCUACUCCAGUUAACUUUUCAAUGCGAUUGAGAUCAAGAAAGGAAGAGGUUGUUCUUCUGGAUGGAGACACCACCACCACGCCCCAUCCAGAAUCUGCUGAAGAAACAUCCAAUAACUGGGAUGCAGAGAAGCUAUACUAUCCUUCGAGGGAACACCCUAAUUCUGUUGAGAUUUCUUAUGAUGACAUAAGAUGUCUCCACCCUGAAUCAUUGCUGUCAUCACCUAUAAUGAACUUCUACAUUAUGUAUCUACAGGAACCAAUGUCACCAAUUAUUAGACCAAGAGGCAAGUAUCACAUUUUCAACACAUACUUCUUUAGCAAACUAGAAGCCCUGACAUCAAAGGAGGACAAAACCACUUAUUUUUUGAAGUUGAGAAGAUGGUGGAGGGGUGUAGAUAUAUUUCAUAAGGCAUAUAUAUUGUUGCCUCUGCAUGCAGAAUUCCUUAAGGAAGAAUGGAACUACCUGAAUGAAUAUGUUUCUUUAGAAGAAUUUCCCUUACGAGAAACGGUGUGGAAGAACCUUCCUCGUAAAAUUGAGAAGAAAACAAUCGAGGUGCCACAGCAAGAAAAUGAUUAUGAUUGUGGCCUGUUUGUGCUGUACUAUAUGCAGCGCUUUAUUCAGGAGGCACCUGAAAGGCUUCAGAAGAAAGACCUUUCUAUGUUUGGCAAAGGGUGGUUCCGUUCGGAAGAGCCAUCUCAUCUUAGACAUGAAAUUCGCCAUUUACUUUGCUCGUGUGGGGAAGCUGAAUCUAAGAAUGAUGCGACGGAGCUGCUGUGUGGGGAAGCUGAAUCUAAGAGCGAUGCCACUGAGCUAACAACGUCUAAGCACCUGUCAGGCAGUUGACGUUGCAGUUACAAAAGUUUCUGCUUCUUUUGAAGAAACAUGUAAAAGUGAUUAAUGCUGCCACAACAUGCUAACAGCUGACUCUGAUUUUGUUGUAGAGAGGACAGAUCGCAGCUAUGGACAUUGUAAUCGCCAGGUUGUUGGC